UCACCUCCCACAUUCAACAAUGGCGUCUUCGAUUUGCAAGCACGCAGCCAUCGCACCAUCUCCUACCACCUUCCGCUCCAAUAGAAUCCCCAUCCGCCCAGUCUACCUCAUCAGAAAUGGCCGUCCAUCCGCCUCCGCCGCUGUCCGUUGCUCCUUCCUCCGCCCUGACUACAUCCCCAACCACAUCCCGGACCCCAAGUACGUCCGCAUCUUCGACACCACCCUCCGCGACGGCGAGCAGUCCCCCGGCGCCACCAUGACCACCAAGGAGAAGCUCGACAUCGCGCGCCAGCUCGCGCGCCUCGGCGUCGACAUCAUUGAGGCCGGAUUCCCUGCCUCGUCCGACGCUGACUUCGAAGCCGUCGAAUUGAUCGCACGCGAGUUCGCCAACGUCGAUUCCGACCAUGUUCCGGUGAUUUGUGGUCUGGCCAGGUGUAAUAAGAGGGAUAUUGAGCGGUCGUGGGCGGCGGUGAAGCAUGCCAGGAAGCCGCGGAUUCACACCUUUAUCGCCACAAGUGAGAUUCAUAUGCAAUUCAAGCUGAAGAUGACGCCGGAGCAAGUGGUUGAAAAGGCCAGGACUAUGGUGGCUUAUGCUCGGAGUUUGGGAUGUGAAGAUGUUGAGUUUAGCCCCGAAGAUGCCGGAAGAUCUGACCGAGAAUUCCUUUAUCUAAUUCUGGGAGAGGUUAUUAAGGCUGGGGCAACAACUCUUAACAUCCCUGAUACAGUAGGCUACACUUUGCCCUCUGAAUUUGGACAGCUAAUUGCAGACAUAAAAGCAAACACCCCUGGGAUUGAGAAUGUCAUUAUCUCAACACACUGCCAGAAUGACCUUGGACUUUCUACUGCUAAUACUUUAGCGGGGGCAUAUGCUGGUGCAAGGCAAGUAGAGGUUACCAUUAACGGGAUUGGUGAAAGAGCUGGUAAUGCGUCACUGGAGGAGGUUGUAAUGGCCAUAAAAUGCCGCGGAGAGCAAGCUCUAGAUGGUCUUUACACAGGGAUCAAUACUCAACAUAUUGUCAUGGCGAGCAAGAUGGUAGAAGAAUAUAGUGGGCUGCGUAUCCAGCCACACAAAGCAAUUGUUGGAGCUAAUGCUUUUGCUCAUGAAAGUGGAAUUCAUCAGGAUGGAAUGCUGAAACAUAAAAACACCUAUGAGAUUAUAUCUCCCGAAGAUAUUGGACUUCUUCGUUCUAAUGAAUCUGGUAUCGUGCUUGGAAAACUCAGUGGACGCCAUGCUUUGAAAGCCAAAAUGUUAGAGCUUGGGUAUGAUAUUGAUGGAAAGGAACUUGAUGAUCUAUUUUCACGCUUCAAAGCUGUAGCUGGAAAUAAAAAGAAUAUCAGCGAUGAUGACCUAGUAGCCCUAGUCUCAGAUGAAGUUUUCCAGCCACAAACUGUUUGGAAACUUGAAGAUGUACAGGUCACAUGUGGAUCUCUUGGCCUUUCAACCGCAACAGUCAAACUCAUUCAUGCAAAUGGCGAUGAACAUAUUUCUUGUUCGGUUGGGACUGGGCCUGUUGAUGCAGCAUAUAAGGCAGUUGACCUUGUUGUUCAGGUUCCUGUAACACUUCUUGAGUAUUCCUUGAAUGGUGUCACUGAAGGCAUUGAUGCUAUAGCCACUACACGGGUUCUAAUUCGUGGCGAAGAUAGUGUAAUAGCUACCCAUGCUUAUACAGGAGAAUCUGUCAACCGCGCAUUCAGUGGGACUGGUGCUUCCAUGGAUAUCGUCAUCUCAAGUGUUCGAGCUUAUGUUAAUGCACUGAACAAGCUCCUGGGCUUCAAGAACCGUCAAAAAACUGAAGACCCCAACGAAAGCAAGGUAAUGCAUACAUUACGCCUCUAUCUUUCUGAAUUGAAAUCAUUGAGGGGCAAAACGAAAGUUCAGGCCCUCAGGGACUAUUACUCGGGUAGUUCACCCGGCACAAUCUACACUCGUGGCGAAUUCGUUGAAUCUAGACGGCCCCCGCCGCCGCAGUUCACCGUAGUUUCUUCGAUACUCCGGUGGAAUCGACGCCUCACAGCCUCAGCACUCUUCAAUCUUCCAACUGUUCAGGCAAUUUCACCGAGGAAGCCAAUAAUUCUACAAUCAUCAGCGCUUCAAUUCCCGUUGAGGAAAGUAUCCACAGCGACGCCGUCCAGGCGUCCGGUGCACAUGAAGCCGUCUUAUCAACCAUCGCAGAGAUUGGUGCGGCGGGGAAUCGAGGAAAAAGAGCGAGAAGAAGUGCAGGUUAACUGUUCGACGAAAUGCGCGAGUGAAGAAGUUCCGACGAUCGACCACACUGAACUUAUUAACAACGAUGAGAAUGGCGGUAAGAGGAAUUGGGAAACAGCAACAGGCCAAGGAGAAGAAGCCUAG
This is a messenger RNA of Salvia hispanica, 2350 nucleotides long. The record is from RefSeq and is a predicted model, not a curated record. NCBI's taxonomy places the organism in Eukaryota, Viridiplantae, Streptophyta, Magnoliopsida, Lamiales, Lamiaceae.